This is a messenger RNA of Candidozyma haemuli, 687 nucleotides long. It is a transcript of the gene PEX11, whose product is annotated as Pex11p. Gene Ontology annotation, cellular component: peroxisomal membrane. Bases 1 to 687 code for a protein of 228 amino acids. Gene Ontology annotation, biological process: regulation of peroxisome size; peroxisome fission. The transcript has a single exon. The record is from RefSeq and is a predicted model, not a curated record. Lineage: Eukaryota; Fungi; Ascomycota; Pichiomycetes; Serinales; Metschnikowiaceae.
AUGGUCGUCGAUUCCCUUGUAUACCACCCAACAUUGAACAAGUUCAUUAAAUUCAUAGACACCACCCCAAAGAGGGAGAAAUCCUUCAGAUUGGUGGCCUACUUGUCUAGAUUCUUGUCUUACUACUUGCAAAGAAAGGGCUUCUCUGCUGAGACCGUCCAGACGUUCAAGGACUUGAAGCAGAAUGCCACUUUCCUUAGAAAAGGUAUGAGAUUCUUGAAGCCUUUGAACCACUUGCAGGCUGCCUCCAAGGCCUACGACAACAAGCUCAUGGACCAUGUGUUGCUGGCCACCACCGUCAUCAGAAACUUGGGCUACGCCGGCUACUUGACCUUGGACGGUUUCAUUUUCAUCAAGAUGUUGGGUCUCGUUGACAAGAAGAGAUUCGCCAACUUCCCAUUGUGGGCUUCCAGAUUCUGGCUCAUUGGUCUUAUCGCCGGUGUCAUCAACUCUCUCAGAUUGAUCAAGAUCAACUCUGCUAAGUUGUCCUCUGCCGACGAGAAGGCUGAUGAGGAGGCCAUCAAGCUGAAGAUCUACCAGGCCAAGAGAAAGUUGAUUUGGGACUUCUUGGACAUGUUCAUUGCCCUCAAUUCCUUGAACUACUUGCACUUCACCGAGGGUGACGUUGGUUUCGCCGGUACCAUCACCUCCAUCAUGGGCUUGAAGGACUUGUGGGCUUCUACCUAA